AUGUCUUUAAUAAACAUUGUGGUUGACAGCACAGAGGCUGAGAGUGAGAAUUCAGACAAUCAUUUAAUAGAAAAAGAUAAUACUAUUCCACCAGGGCACGAAGAAAUCUACGAGACAAGUAAGGUCUUGGGAAGAGCCUAUAGAGACAAAGAGACUUUCUAUGCUCGGGUAAAGAUAUUAGAGAAUCAAGAUGAACGUGGCAUCGUUGUAGGCGUUGUGGAGUGUGAUAGUAAACCUGACAAGAAAGUUAUUAAAAAAUUCGUUGACAUUGGACUCGGAUGGGAAUAUUAUAGUGAUGGAACUAUAAAUGAUGGAAAGAAAGAGGAAUUCAAGGAUAUUCCGUAUACGAAAGGCGACGUUAUUGGAUUCGGUGUAGGCAUUUAUGAUGAUCAAAGACUGUUCUUUAUCGAAAACAACAAAGGAUACGUUUUCUCCUUUUCUCUGCUUAGAGAAAACCGCCCGCUAUAUGCAUAUGUGACAUGCAACGAAGGCUCUAAAGUGGAUGUCGAGUUUCAAACAUAUACAAAACCACUACCGUAUCCAACUUUCGUGCAUACAUCACAGAUUGAACGUAUGGCCUUAUCAUCCGAUCAUAAGUACGUUGCGUUAUACAGUACGAAUGAUACAGUUGUCUCUAUAAGUGAGGUUGAUUUCGUGUCGCCAUCAAAGCCAAAGCUUACCCCACUGACGAGGUUUAGGGCUGACCAAGAGUAUGGCAUUGUAUCAAGAUUUAGGACUGAAAAACAUUCUAUUGCUAUGGGAUAUUUUAAAGAUCUUAUCAAUGCCGAAUUGUCGAAAUUUCUCGAUCGUUUCGAAGGAUUUAAACAAAAUUGGCACAAAGACAAUGUUACAAUUGCAAUAUCUAAAGCAUGUGGUGGAAGAGUUCAUGUCUUUAUUAAACUGGAUAAAGAACUGGUGAAUGCAUCAGUCGCAUGUAAUCAACAAUUUAUUGAUGGGCAACCAGUGCCAGGCGUACCAUCUCUUGCUACGAUUUCAAAAAAGGCUUUAUGUGCAGAAAUGUUGAGUGAUGGUGAAACAUUAGUAUGGAUUGAAGAACAAACUAAACAGAGCAAAAACGCAGUACGUUUGCAAUGCCUUUCAAAACCUUCUGCAGAAAUACUCAUGUAUAUAGGAAAGCUUGCCACUGUACGUGCAGCCCCUUCUCAGAAAGGUGAAAGUGGAACUGAGAUAAUUAUCUAUGGCGAUGGUCCUCAGAACGUAGCACAUUUAAGAUAUAGCAGCAAUGGUGACCUCGUCCAGACCUUUCAUCCAGUUUUCUAUGACGACGUUGUCUGUAGGCAAAGAACAAUGAUGGCCUUUUAUUCACCUGAGAAGGAUCUUCGAAUCUUUGACAUUGAAACGGGAAUUCUAUUAUCGAAAAUUAAAUUUGGCUAUAACCUUCUUGGGUCAGUUUACUUUUUACAUGGAGUGGAACAUUUAGUCACUGUCCAUUAUAACUCGUCAAAGAAAGCUUUUGAACUGAACAAUUAUGAUCCAUUAACUGGCGAAAUGUUGUCCAAUCCGUACAUGGAAUCUUCAUCUUUUGAAGGCAAAAAUACUGAACUCUCUGUAAUGAUUCAAACUGUCACCGGCAAGUUUUAUGUAAUUGAACCCACCGGUACUACCGUCACAACGCAUUUGAUCAAUAAGGAUACUAUUUCAAUUGACGGCAACGAAGCGAAGUUUCAACUAGACAGUGCGUUUGAUUAUAGUGAUCACGCGCACAGGUUCAACAGGGAUCGCUCAAUUGACGGGAAAAUCACAGUACGAGUUGAUUGGAAAUUUUAUAGCAUACUGUUGACUAUAGAACAUCGCGAUGCUGAACCCUUAGAAUUUCCUAUUGAAUCACAUGUGGAUGAGUUUUUUCCUAAAGUGAAGUUCUUGGAUCAGACGACUUUCCUUUAUCAGAGUCACUUUUCAAUACAGAUUUGGGAGAUCAAAGGAGAAACAAUAGAGGAAGUUAAACUGACAUAUAUUUGGGCAGUACCAGACAAAUUUAUUAAAAUUGAUGCUGUCGAGCUCUUUGAAUCUUAUCUCACAAUUCAUUUUGAUGAAUCAACCAAGCGUCAAAACGAAAUGGUUUUCAGAGAGUCUCGGAAAAUGUCUAUGAAACAUGCUGCACGUUUCCUGGCGCUCGAUCCACUAAACCCGAGCCACACAGCUACCAAGUGCUACGAAUUUCUUGAUGAUAAACUUGGCAAAAUUGUCUUAAAUGACGUUGACGACAACUUUUAUACGUGCACCAUGGAGUAUUUGCUCACAUGCAUACCAAAGUAUCGAUCGGCAGAGUGGCUUGAACGUAUCUUUAGCAAGGGCAAAUACGUUCCGCGUUUUUAUCUGGCAAACUACAAAUGCAGCUUGCUCAGUCAAAUUAUAUCUUAUAUUCAACAGUCUGAAAACGAGGAAGAUGAUCAAAUGUCUAUAGUUCUUGAUCAUAUAGUCACUUAUUGCAUCCGGCAAGCCAGAGAAUAUCCCGGAUAUAUGAUGUUUGUUACUCCUCUAUUGCACGAGAUUGCCGAUAUAAGACCAAGCAGGUCACAAGAGUAUGCAGCAUACCUCUCUUAUAUUUGUCCGGACAAGGAAAGUCGAAUGUCAUACGAACGCCAUAUGAGUACACGUGCAAUAAUGGAACACAUCGAUAUGUCCCAUUGCAACCGUAGGAGAUUCUCAAAAUUUUCAAACGCUUUGUCAAGCCUCUUGAAUUUGUCAGGGAAAACCUAUCAUGGCUAUUAUGACAAUGCGAAUUGUAUAUCACCACUCCCGGGAAUAAGCGAUCCUAUUUUACCACCAAGUCCUAUCGCGUCUUAUCCUCUCGGAAAUAAAAAACACUGGGAAAACUACUUUGCCAAGUUCUAUGACGAGACAUUUGUACAAAAGAUACCGCUCAUCGGUUCAUGGGUUAUCCCGAGCCAUUACAGUGUUUUCAUUAAUCUGGCGGUUCUACGUCACCCUAUGCUUCAGGAACCUGCAUUUGAAGCGUUGGUAAAAUAUAAAUGGGAAAAUUAUGGUCAAAAAUACUAUUUAUUUUUAUUAUUUGCGUAUUGGAUUUACUCGGCGAUGUUUAUUAUUCCUGCAAGUAUUGGUGACAACGUUUUACACGACAGUGGACUCAAAUAUCCUGUAAUCGUGAUGGCGACCAUUUUUCUUUUAUUGGAGCUCAGACAAUCUCUUACCUUAAGGCUGAAAUACUCCUAUAAUCUCUAUAAUAUCAUCGAGUUGGCUUCGUUUAUUCUUCCUCUUAUCGUUUCGAUAAAUGCGCAGGCUGACAAUCCACCAUCAAGUCGGUCCUUGUCAUGGGUAGUAUUAUUGUUAUGGGUGUUUAUGGCAUUAAAUCUUCGGGCGUUUGAAGGAAUGGGAGUCUUUAUCAUUAUAUUAUACAAAGCCAUUUUAAACUUGGUAUCUUUCAUCUUGUUGAUGUCUGCUAUACUUGCUGGCUUUACCAGUGCUUGCUGGAUUCUUCUUCGUAACGACAAUAGCGACGAUAAUUUCCAAUCAUUCUGGUUAUCUCUAAACAGCGUGAUGACAUUCUUAGGAGGCGACUUUUCAGCGGUCAGCGAUGUUCAUUCGUUCGAUGUUAACAUGCUGCGAAUACUUUUCAUGAUUAGCACAACAAUAAUGUUGCUGAACAUUCUCAUCGCUAUUCUCAACACUGCAUACAGUGAUGUCGCCUCUCAGGCUCGGAGAAUCUGGGUACUCAAUUGUGCCGAGAUACUUGCUGAAUUUGAACUAUUCUGGAUGACGCCUGAAAAGAAGAAAAAUAGGGUUCUAUUUCCAAGAUAUAUCUAUUACGAAGCAGACAGAAGCAAAGUUAAAGAGUAUCGUCAGACUAAGGCGUUUAAAGCAAUCGCAGGCAUGGAAUUGGAGGAACGUCAAAUAUAUAGACAUUCAGAAGUUGCGAGUUCCGCCGAUACAAUUAAUUAA
This is a messenger RNA of Paraglomus occultum, 3921 nucleotides long. The record is from the annotation of a GenBank genome assembly. NCBI's taxonomy places the organism in Eukaryota, Fungi, Glomeromycota, Glomeromycetes, Paraglomerales, Paraglomeraceae.